Molecule: messenger RNA, 2346 nt
Organism: Pieris rapae (cabbage white)
Lineage: Eukaryota; Metazoa; Arthropoda; Insecta; Lepidoptera; Pieridae
Product: WD repeat-containing protein 89
Exons: 7
Coding region: 125-1264 (379 amino acids)
Molecular function (GO): protein binding
Source: RefSeq, a predicted model, not a curated record
UCAAUUGCCAAUUGCCAUGCUCGUUUGUUAUUAUUUUUUUGGAAAACUUUAUAACGUGUUGACCAACAGAUUUUUCCUUUGAUAUUAAAGACAUUUAUGAAAGGCUUUAGUAGACAGUCUCAAAAUGACCGAUAUAAUCGAAAAUCUAGAACUUGAUCGAGAUAUCAUUCCUUCCGAAGAAAUAGAGGAGCAGUUCAGCAAAAAAUACCACUUACUCACAGAGACAUCAGUAACACUUAAAACAUCAUAUGUUGAUACACUCAGUGUCAGUAGAGCAUUAAAAAUUGGAGUAAGUCUUCAAGAUAACACAUUAGAGGUUUAUGAAUUAAAUAGUUCAUCAUUACAACAUGUAAGUCGUUUACAAGGCCAUGACAAAAAAAUCACUGAGGUUAAAUUUCAUCCAAAGCAAGAAAGUCUUUUAUUUUCUACUGGUCUAGACGGUUACAUUAAGUUAUGGGAUUUACGAUUGAAAGGCGAAUGUGUUCAGGAGUUUAAAGAAGAUGCUGACUCCCCAAUCAGGCCCUAUGAGUGUAUGGAUGUAUCGGACAAAGGUAAUGUGUUUUGUACAGGCAGUCAACUUGUAAAAGAUGAGUCUUUUAUUGUUUUUUGGGAUCCUCGUACAUCGAAGCCCUUAGGGGCUUACUGGGAAAGUCAUACUGAAGACAUCAUUCAGGUGAAAUUUAAACCAAAUACUAACACAGUUUUGACAUCUGGUGCUACUGAUGGUCUUAUCAACAUAUUUAACCUGUUGGAACAUGACGAAGACAAUGCUCUGUUAUACUCACUGAAUGUUGGCAACUCUGUGGAGAAACUUACUUGGCUCAAUGACGACCAAUUAGGCUGUGUUACACAGUCUGAUGAUCUACAAAUAUGGAAUACAGCCACUGGUGAUAUGAUCAAAGAAUAUAGUAGAGAUAAAGUUGCUAGGAGUAUUAAGAGGAGCAGAGAUGAUGAUUGUUAUGUGGUAAAUAUGUUCCCUGGUCCUGACAAUAAUAACUGGCUACUGGCUGGCUCUCAUGGUGGAAACGGUAACACUCUGAGGUCCCUUAGUAUCGCUGACAAACGAUUAUCACCUAGCACAGACUUUGUCAACAACAAACAAAUUGUUAGAAGCUGCCACUUUGAUACAAAUAAUAACCUCUUAAUAACAGCAGGUGAGUCAGGUUUAAUCAGCGUAUGGAGUGAAGAGCAAUCACACGAACGUGACGUCACGCAUGUGCACAAAAACGAUAAGUUGCAUGCACAUAGACAUAGACCAUACUAGACAGAUCAUUACCAGAAAUGUGAUUAGCCUCAAUUGACAUUAGAUUAAUCACUCGUUAUUUCACCAAAUAAACUAUAUUGCUACCAGGACUUUUAUUAUGUUAGACAAGGUUUAAGAUCUAGACAACAAUAACAGCCUAAUGACAGGUGGUACGUUUAGUAUUAAUAUGGACGUAAUUAUAAAACAUAGUGAUUAUGAUAGUACGAGAUCCGCUCAUCACUUAUUUGUUAAAAAACAAAUUUUUAUGUAUAUUUAUAAUUACGAGAAAUGUACGUCUAUAAAUGAAAAGGAAGUGUGGCCAGCUGAAUUAAACGGCAACGGAAUUUUUUUUUAAUUUUUAUAUAAAUUGCCGUCAUGUAGACGAUAUUUUAUUAAAAUAACAAGUGAACGAAAUGUUUUCCUAAAAAUCAAUUAAAAAAUUAUUUCACUAAAAAUAAAUUCUAAAUUUUUAUAGGCAACUUGGUAGAUACACAUUCUCCUCAUUAUAAAUAUAUAUACAUAAAAAAAAUUUUUUUUGCAAAUAAGCGAUGAGCGCACUAAUCUUGCAAUCGAAUCUUAGACCAUGACUGGGGUAAGUACAUAAAAUGGAAACGACGAAUCGCUUUUGUUCGGACAAAAAUAAUUUAAAUUAAUCGUUGUUGUGAUAAACAGUUGACGAAGCAGUUUGUUUAUAUAAUUUCGCGCUAGAACGCGAAAUACCAAAUAUGAAAUAUUUCUCUCUAUUAUAUUCUCGUAUAGCAUCGUAUCACCUAAGUUGGGUUUUUUAAUGUAACAACAGGUGUUUUGACACCUCCUACAUGAAGGAGGCUCAUCUGAUAUUAAGCGAUACCGCCCAUGGACUCUCAUUGCCAGAAAUCUGGCAAGUGCAUUGCUAUCCUUUGACUCAAAGACAUAUUAUAAGCAUCAAACAAAAAUAGUUAAAUUUUUUCGUAUAUGUUCUCACGCAAUUUAAUUAUCAUAAAUACUAUGAAUACUGUUUGUUGUUUUGUAAUACAGGGGCAUAAGUCUUAAGUGUACUUGUAUGAACUCCCCACAAAAUAAUAUUGAUAAGGAAAUGAUAAUUUCAUUAAUGUAUAAAUAAA